AUGUCGUCACAAGAACAGGAAGCUCCGUGGAAAGACAUCGCAAGGCGAAAGCAGGCCGACCGAGCGUCUCGGAUUCCUUUGAAGUGGCAGAUUCCAGCAACCGCAGUGCCUAAAGAUCCACCUCAAGCUAAGGAUGGGCGUCAGAACGUAAUCAAUGUGCCCCGACAGUUCCUCUCAAAAGCAGAAAUCUCAAUCACUGAAGGGUACACCGUUCCCAGCUUGCUGGCAGCCAUAGCCUCACGCACGCUGUCAGCUCAAGAGGUCGCCGAGGCGUUUUCACAUCGAGCGGCUAUUGCUCAUCAGUUGACGAAUUGCCUGACGGAGCCGUUGUUCGAUAGGGCAAUUCAAAGGGCACAGAAGCUGGAUAAAUAUUUUGAAGAGAACGGAAAGCCCUUUGGACCGCUACAUGGGUUGCCCGUCUCUGUGAAAGACACGUUCGAUAUUGCUGGCGUAGACACCUCAAUCGGUCUCGCGUCUCUUUGUUAUAAGCCUGCUAAAGCCAAUGCUCCUCUAGUCGACCUUCUCCUCUCUCUGGGUUGCAUCAUUGUGGCAAAGACAAACAUUCCGCAGACGCUGGCGUCCCUCGAUUCGAUAAACAAUGUCUUUGGUCGCACGAUGAACCCGAUCAACCGUUUGACCACUGCUGGUGGGUCAUCCGGAGGUGAGGGCGUCCUUGUCGCGAUGAGGGGCUCGAUGAUUGGCAUUGGUACAGAUAUUGGUGGGAGUAUCCGUAUCCCUGCGAUGUGCAACGGCAUAUAUGGAUUUAAACCCAGUAAUGGUCGACUACCGUACGGUGGGCAGGCGCUGACUGGGAAUGGGAUGAGCCGAACAAGCAUCCAAGCUGUUGCAGGACCCAUCGGCCGAAGUGUCGAAGAUAUGGAUGCGCUACUGAAAGAAGUUAUGCCACGGGCGAACUUCUGGGGCGAAGAUUGUUACCCAACGCCAUGGUCCUCAUAUCGCAAUCUGAAGGCCAACGGAAGUGGCCAAGCUGGCGAACUUGUCAUUGGUAUCCUUCGCAGUGACGGCAACUGUGCCAUCCUACCACCGAUCUCUAAGCUCCUGGAUGAAGUCUCGUCCGCACUACAGAGCAGACCGAACAUCAAGGUCGUGGAACUGGCAACACCCAAAGCGUGGACGAAAUCUCAGUCUAUAAUGAGCAAGCUGAUGGGCGUUGAUGGUGGCACUGUGAUGGCAGAUCUGAUCUCUUCGACUGGGGAGCCCCUCGUCCCAUGGAUGUCGACCCGUUUCCGCAAGGGCAAGCCUCAGCCUUUGACUCGUGUGGCUGAGCUGCAGGCCCAGCGUGAGAUCUUGGAGCGCGAAAUGCUCCGGAUCUGGACCGAGGAUGAUGCUGAAGGCCGUCGGAGCCAGAAAUUGGACGCCAUCAUUUGUCCGCUCGCGCCUCAUCCUGUGCCCCCAAUCGAGGGAUACAAUGCUGUUGGCAUGACUAGCUCAUGGGUUCUUUUCGAUUACCCUGCCGGCACCCUCCCUGUACGUUCACUUAGCGAAGGCGAUUUGGAGUUGGGCAAGCCGCAGGGCGGAAAAGCACUGAGCUCCUGGGAUGAAAAGAACCGCGAGCUCUGGGACGAAAGCAAAAUCGAUCGACGCGUAUACCUAGGCACCCCGUUAAGUGUCCAGGUCGUCGUGCCGCGGCUCCAAGACGAAAAGUUGAUCGAGGUUAUGGGCUGGGUCGACAAUGUUGUAAAUCGCAAGACUACCCAACGUGAUGGCAAGCCCAAGCUCUAG
Molecule: messenger RNA, 1743 nt
Organism: Exophiala aquamarina CBS 119918
Lineage: Eukaryota; Fungi; Ascomycota; Eurotiomycetes; Chaetothyriales; Herpotrichiellaceae
Exons: 1
Coding region: 1-1743 (580 amino acids)
Source: RefSeq, a predicted model, not a curated record